This is a messenger RNA of Struthio camelus australis, 1413 nucleotides long. Lineage: Eukaryota; Metazoa; Chordata; Aves; Struthioniformes; Struthionidae. The record is from RefSeq and is a predicted model, not a curated record.
AUGGGGCGAGCCUGCCCCGAGACAGCCAGCCCGCUCCCUUCGCCAGCCCCGGGGGCGGGUGGGCAGGAGGUGAAGGUGUCGAGCACCUGCGGGAAGCCGCCGUCGCGGUACUGCGUGGUCACGGAGAAGGGCGAGGAGCAGGUCCGCUCCUGCCACCUCUGCAACGCCUCCGACCCCAAGCGCGCCCACCCGCCCUCCUUCCUCACCGACCUCAACAACCCGCACAACCUGACGUGCUGGCAGUCCGACAGCUACGUGCAGUACCCGCACAAUGUCACCCUCACCCUGUCCCUCGGCAAGAAGUUCGAGGUGACCUACGUGAGCCUGCAGUUCUGCUCGCCGCGCCCCGAGUCCAUGGCCAUCUACAAGUCCAUGGACUACGGGAAGACCUGGGUGCCCUUCCAGUUCUACUCCACGCAGUGCCGCAAGAUGUACAACAAGCCCAGCCGCGCCACCAUCACCAAGCAGAACGAGCAGGAGGCCAUCUGCACCGACUCGCACACCGACAUGCGGCCCCUCUCCGGCGGCCUCAUCGCCUUCAGCACCCUGGACGGCCGCCCCACGGCCCACGACUUCGACAACUCGCCCGUGCUGCAGGACUGGGUCACGGCCACCGAUAUCAAGGGUGAAGUGAUCAUCGGAUACAGCCAGGAGACAGAGAGCAAAGCGCUGCAAGGCAGCUACCUGUCUGCCUGCAACUGCAACCUUCACGCCCGGAGAUGCCGCUUUAACAUGGAGCUCUACAAGCUGUCGGGACGCAAGAGCGGGGGCGUCUGCCUGAACUGCCGGCACAACACUGCCGGGCGGCACUGCCACUACUGCAAGGAGGGUUUCUAUCGGGACCUGACCAAGCCCAUCUCCCACAGGAAAGCUUGCAAAGAAUGCGAUUGCCACCCCGUGGGCGCCGCGGGCCAAACCUGUAACCAAACCACGGGCCAGUGUCCCUGUAAAGACGGUGUGACGGGCAUCACGUGCAAUCGAUGUGCCAAAGGCUACCAGCAAAGCCGAUCGCCCAUUGCUCCCUGCAUAAAGAUCCCUGCCGCUCCUCCCACCACCGCAGCCAGCAGCACAGAAGAACCUGCAGCUGUUCAGAUCCACAUCCUGAAAGCGGAAAAAAAUGCUGACUGGUGGAAGUUCACAGUCAAUAUCAUCUCCGUCUACAAACAAGGCAGCAACCGGAUACGGCGAGGAGACCAGACCCUGUGGAUCCACUCCAAGGACAUAGCGUGCAAGUGCCCCAAAAUCAAGCCCAUGAAGAAGUAUUUGCUGCUGGGCAACAACGAGGACUCUCCUGACCAGAGUGGCAUUAUUGCAGAUAAAACCAGCCUGGUGAUACAGUGGCGGGAUACGUGGGCUCGGCGGCUCAGGAAGUUCCAGCAACGGGAGAAGAAGGGGAAGUGUAAGAAAGCCUAG